UUCACCUUCAUUGAUGCUUCCGUUAAAUUCUCCUCUCAUCAACUAAUAAUUAACUAGCUGUAGUGCUCUAAACAAUCCUGGGCAUGACGAUCCUGACGAUAUCGACGGUGGAUAAGAGGCUCGUGAUAAGGGAUUUUACGAGCAGCGAUCCUUAUGUUGUGGUCAAAGUGGAAAACCAGACUGCUAAGACCAAGGUCAUCAACAGCUGCCUUAAUCCUGUUUGGAACGAGGAGCUGACCUUCUCUAUAAAAGAUCCUCUCAGCGAAUUGAAAUUGGUUUAUAUUAUAAAAGUAAUUCCAUAUAAGCUCCGCGAAAGUUUUGAUCUCAAAGUCUUUAGCAGAAAUAUUGAUGGCACUGACAAAUGGGCGUAUGCAAAUGGUACUGAAAAUCAAGAUGUAGAUUUAUCUAACGUUCAAUAAACCUCCAAAAGAUGGAGUACAAAGGCAUAGAUGUAUGAGAUAAUUGCACCCUAUUUUGAGAGUGCACUCAGAUUUGCUUGUAAAAUAUGUGCGUACAGAGAUGAAGUUUUCAUUUAACUUUUGUUAUAUCAUUUUGGAUAUAAAGUGUUAGUCUUUUU
Molecule: messenger RNA, 577 nt
Organism: Asparagus officinalis (garden asparagus)
Lineage: Eukaryota; Viridiplantae; Streptophyta; Magnoliopsida; Asparagales; Asparagaceae
Product: protein C2-DOMAIN ABA-RELATED 8-like
Exons: 3
Coding region: 84-419 (111 amino acids)
Source: RefSeq, a predicted model, not a curated record